UUAUUAAACACACCGGAUCGCUCUAUUUUCUUUAAAUGGGUGAUGGUUCCCCUCCACUCGGUGCAGAUUUUCUUUCGAGAUGAGCGAAUUGGGUCAUUCCUGAAGAGAAAUAGAAUGAAUGCCGUGGAAAGGCUGGAAGAAAGCAAAGCUACAGAUGGAAGCCUGCAGAUGGGAUCGAGUGCAAUUUCCUCGGAAAUUAUGACAGAAGUUGGUCAGCAACCCCUCAAUCUGACAGUGAACAGUUCUGGUGGAGGGAGGAAGGUCUUGGAAGAAAAUAGCUGGCAGUCUGUACCAAUCAAAGUGGAAAGAAUGGAAGAAGAAACUGAAGCGAGCACUGUAAAUGAUGUGCAAGACUUUGAUAUUUAUAGUGCCAUGGAGUGGAAAAAUGGAGUGGGGUCCUUGCCUGGCAGUGACUUAAAGUUUCAAAUGAAUGAAUUUGGAACCCUGGAGAUUAUCACCAAUGAAGAACAGGCUGCUGAAUCCACUGAACAGAGUUCUGCUGAAUCUACGGUUGGAUUGAGGAAUGCAUACAGUGUUGCUUCUAAUACACAAGAAAACGUUUCUGAAGAUAUUUGCACUAAUGAUCUGUCUAACACACAAGGCAUCUGCUACUGUGAAAACUGUGGAGGAUAUGGGACAAUGGGCAAGUUUAAUAGAUGUGACCAUUUCUGUGGCUCAAAUUAUAAGCAACUGUAUGAAAAUGAACAAUCUGCUAUGGACCAUGCUCUUGUGAAGCAAAAUGCUAGUGUAAUAUUGAAACGGACGAAAAAACGAAAGAGGAAAGUGAGUGUUAACCCAAAAGAAGAAUCUGAUGAAGAUUUUGAAGAUGAUUACAUGGAAGAAGUACAAAGUGCUGAGAAAAUGAAGAUAAAAGUGUCUUCAGUCUUGACAGAACACAGUCGCUUCAAAAACAUUGGACAAUCUGACCCAAAUUCCAAGCUUCCUAAACAGGCUGUUCCACUCUCUGGAAAGAAAAAGUCCUGGUCGUGGGUGAAGUAUCUGGGAGAAGAAAAUGCAUUAGCUGCACCCCCAAAGCUGUUUAAUGAGUUUCAGUUAGUUCCCCAGAAUAAAAAUGGAUUUAAAGUAGGCAUGAAACUGGAAGGAAUUGAUCCUCGACAUCCCUCCACGUUCUGUGUGUUGUCAGUUGCAGAGGUAUGCGGUGUUCGCCUGAGGCUCCACUUUGAUGGAUAUUCUGAAUGUUUUGAUUUCUGGAUUAACAGUGACUCACCUGAUAUCCACCCAGUGGGAUGGUGUGAGAAGACCGGCCACAAGUUGUAUCCUCCUAAAGGCUACAAGGAAGAGGAGUUUAACUGGGCAAGCUAUCUGAAAAUCUGCAAAGCCCAAGCAGCACCAAAGAAUUUAUUUAAAAUUCAGAAUACAACAAUUACUCCUUCAGGAUUUCGAAUAGGAAUGAAGCUGGAGGCAGUUGACAGAAAGAAUCCCUCCCUGAUAUGUGUUGCAACAGUCACGGAUAUAAUUGACCAUCGUUUUUUGGUGCAUUUUGAUAACUGGGAUGACACAUAUGAUUACUGGUGUGAUGCUAGUAGCCCGUAUAUUCACCCAGUGGGCUGGUGUCAAGAACAAGGCAAACCACUUACUCCUCCUCAAGGCUACCAUGAAAAUUUUUCGUGGAAGAAAUACCUGGAAGAUCUGGGUGCUAUAUCAGCUCCAGCCCGUGCUUUCAAAAUAAGGCCAUCACAUGGUUUCCAAGUGAAUAUGAAACUGGAAGCUGUGGACAAGCGUAACCCAAUGUUGAUUCGUGUUGCCACAGUUGCAGAUGCAGAUGAUCAAAGGAUCAAGAUUCAUUUUGAUGGAUGGAGUCAUCAUUAUGAUUACUGGCUUGAUGCAGAUCAUCCUGAUCUUCACCCUGCUGGAUGGUGCGCCAAGACAAAUCACCCACUGCAACCACCACUUAAUUCACAAGGCUUUGUUGCAGCUCCAACUCCAGGAGGAUGUCCGACACCUGGAUGCAUCGGUGUGGGGCACAUCAAAGGUGCUCGAUACACGGGUCAUCACAGUGCCUUUGGAUGCCCCUAUUCAGAGCUCAACAUGAAGAAGGAGUCAAUAAUUCAUGACAGAUUAGGAGGAGAGAAACAGAUGACUCUCAUUCCUAUUCCUUUUGUCCCAAGAACUAAACGUCUUGAGAGUAAUGGUUCAAAUGGGAAGCCAGAGGGAAGUGUUAAUGACACAAGAAAAUGUCCUACUCCCGGUUGCAAUGGUUCUGGCCACAUAACUGGAAAAUACACGGCACACCACCGACUCUCAGGUUGCCCUCUAGCUGAACAGAACCAGCUCAAGGUCAAAAUAGAAACACAGGAUGAUGAGGGGCCCACUGACAAUAAAUCAGUAUUAUCAUUCAUUCAACGCAAAAGGACCAAACAACAGAACAGGCUAACUCGACCAGCAAAAUAUUUGAAAAUCAAAGAGAAUGCAGAUGAUAUGGACCUACAUAGUCUACUGAAAGAUCUUUCCUUUGACACUAUGCAGCAAGCUCUCCACCAGUCUGUUUUCAUGUCAACCAUGUCUGCUCACACUGUUCGUGAUCUCCCCCUUUGCUGGGAGCAGCACUGCAAACUACUGCCCAGCGUGCUGAACUUUCAGGCCAGCAAGGUGUCCAAGUGGACUAUCGAUGAGGUUGCAGACUUUGUGCAGACUCUCCCCGGUUGUGAACUACAAGCAAAAAUCUUCAAAGAAGAGCAGAUUGAUGGAGAAGCAUUCCUGUUGCUGACACAGAUGGAUAUAAUUAAGAUCAUGAGCAUCAAAUUAGGCCCAGCCCUGAAGAUUUACAAUUCCAUUUUAAUGUUUAAGAAUUCGGAAGAUGACUUGCAAUAGGUAUUGAGGAUUUCAAAGGACAGUUGCUGAAUGAUGUUAUCUUUAUGAUAAUUAAAAAGUAAUCUCUAGUUAUGAAGGCACAUAAAACUGUAGAUCAUUUUAUCAGCAAGAGUAACAGGGUACACAAAGAUAUUAUGGGUUAUUGUUGAAUUAAAGAAAUAUUACUUAUAAAUAGUUGUUCAGAAAUUAAGAUGAAGUCAAUAAAUUGUGCAUUAAUGGGAGAUGAUCCAGUUGGAAGUUGUAUGUAUGUGGUGGACAUGUAAAACAUUUUCCAUGUUUUUGAGAGCAAAUCAUAAUUUUACAACAUAAAAAGCAAAAGUAUAUUACUGCCUGUGAGAUGACAUGGUUUAAAUACAACAUGAUACAUGCACUUUAACAAAGUUACCCUGGACUUGGAGUACAACAAGAGAUGAUUAUAAACAAGAGCACAAUUAAUCACAUUGAAACAAACAAAAAUAUCACAUCAGUCAUAUUUGCAAACAUAUCUUUUAACUGUCUUAUGCCGUAUAGAUAGUGAAAUAUCUUCCAAACAUAGCUAGUCAUUUACGACUCCAACCUUUAACUCAUUUGACUGCUUCAACUGAACAACUAUAUAGCAAAAGGUCCUCCCUACUAACGGUAGCCAUAUGAUGCCAGCCUAUCUAUUCACUCUGAUCUUGACACUUCAACAAAAGGAACUGGAGGCAGUAAUGCUAGCAAAGUUCUUGUAUCCAUUCCAUAUUUAUUGCUGCAAAACAAACUAGGCCACUCUCUACCAUACAUACCUAAUUUUCACAUCAAGAAUGCAAAUGAAUUUGGUAUAAGCCAAAAUAUAUCAGGAUGCAAUUUUGUCCACCUGGCCUGACAGAAUAAUUCAUGCACUAGUUUCCUUUAAUCAUGCAUUGUGCUGUUUGUUUGAUAAUUAUCAUUAAUAAAGGUUAUAGUUUGUAUCUUCCCAUUACUUGCAAUUCAAUAGGGAAACCAAUAGUGCCGAGACUCCAACUGAGUUCAUGAAUUAUGAAACUACUGUUUUCUAAUACUGUAUGUCGCAAAUCCUUUUUGUUUUCACACUUUCAGAACAUAUUCUUGAGGCAUUUCUGUGGUAUUGAAAAUUUACUCCUGAAGGGACAAAGUGCAUUGUUGUUAUCGGUAAUGUGCUCUUAAUAGGCCUUGAGCUCAGUAAUAAAUUAGUGUUUCUUUAGAAGAACAUUUGUGUUUUGAAGUAUUGAAAUCCAACUGCAUUGAGGUGUUGCCUGCUUUUACAUUGUGGUUGUAUUUUGAUUUGUAUUCUCAAUUUGUGGAGCAGUACAGUUCUGUAUAUAAUGUUUUACUGUAGUGAUGUUUUCCUUACUUAUAUUUCCAGAGCUCUUAAUCAUUCCAAAAUACUAUUCUUUAUCUUUGAGAUAUUUUUUCAAAAGUAAUAUAUACAAUAUCUAUAAUGGGUAGGGCAUGUUCAUUCUCAAAACAAAUGGUUGAUUAUAAUCCACAAAGUAUCUUGUCAGGAUGGAAUCAUUCUUUUUAAAUUACAGAGUCAGAAUACAAUAUGAUGUAUAUUAAAGUCUGGUGUCAUUUGGGAGGUACAGUGGAUGGGGAGGUGAAUGUGUUCUAUACCAAGAAGCAGUGCUACACUAUUUUUCCUUUAACCAGCCUCAGUUUUUCUUUUCUGUAUAGCUUAUGAUGUAGAACACAUUCCACAUGGUUAUUGUGUUUGUUCAAAUUAUCCAGAUGUGUACAAGACUUAAAAUGUAUGCAAGAAAAAACUUAAUGGGUAUAUUUGAUUUUAUAUCUUUUCAAACUACAGCAUUUGGAAUUAAAAAAAUUAGACCAGUUUUAACAGUUACCUCUAUUUUUGUGGUAAACCUACUUUUUCGUUUAUUUUUAAAACCAAAUUAAAAAUGGAUGUAGCUCUGCAAGAGUUUUGUAACUCUUGAGUUAAAGAGUACUGUAAGUUAGUUCCUUGUCUCGGCAUCAUCUAAAUCUCAAAUUUGUCUGACAAUUUGUGCCUUGUCAUUUCAUGUGGAAGUUGGUAACUAAAGAAACAAUCUAUACAAAUCAGGGCAAUUUGAAAGAAUUCUGACCUUUUAGAAAUAUCAGGAAAUAAGGGUAUAAAUAUACUGAAAAAGAUUUGGCUAAAACAUUAGAUAAAUUAACAAAAUGCUGGUUAUUUCUGAAAUUUACAUGUAUGGAGUUUUUUUUAUAGACAGUGACAGAGCACAUCUUUUAUAAUAUUUAUAUGAUUUAGGAUCAUUGCUGCGACAGCCUAAGAAUUCUUAUAUGGCAAUAUCGCCAGCAACUACAAAAUGCCCUUUGUAUUGGUCCUGACAUUGGAGGCUUCAAUAGAACAAAACCUUAUUGGCUUCAGCUGUUCAAAGGAGGUGGAAAAAUAGCAUGAAUGCUUUUUAUACUGUGACCGUGUAAUAUUGUCAUUAUUAUUGAAUUUCCCUCUCAGUGAACAAAGCCAUAAAAUUUAAUUCAUUCUCCUACUAAAUCCAAAACACCUGUUCAUCAAGCUUGCUAUAUUUGUUUGAUAGUGUCUGUUAUUUACAUGUUAAAAAUCGUUAUUUAAAAAAAACUAACUUGUGCAGGGAAUGUUUAAAAAUAAUCUUUUAUUCUGGCAUGCUGUAUUUUACCUCCAAUUGCAUUUUUUAACUGUGAUAAUUUGAAAGUAAGCUUGCAUUUAAAAAUAAAGUGCUGUUAAGAUUAAACUUACUGGAAUUCUAUAGACUCCAUUCCAUGAUGUGUUAGUUUUAACCUGUCAUCUAAUACACAUAAUAAUCUUGGUGAAACAUUACAUGAUGUGUCCACCUUCACAAUUUUGAAUCGUUUUUUUAAGAUCUUGGCCAUGAAUUUUCACAGAGAGAACAAUCUAUGAUUUCAAGGAGAUACCAGUGGAAAAUGCCAUUAGAUUUUGUUGCUUCUGAGAUUCUACAGAGACUAAACAAAAUCAUACAAAAGGUGGAUGCAGUUCAGGCACUCUGAUGACAAUGAAUAUUACUGAAGCUCAAGUCACCUUUUUGUACCCAAUCACAUGUCUAUCCUUUGUAUAGUUAUUCCUCCAAGAGACAUGGCUAUUUUUAAUGGCUAAUUGAUCUUGAAUUAAGACAGUUAAGAGUCAAUAAAUUGGAUUUUUCUUCAAGGUCAAUAUGAACCAGUUGUAUUUUUUUGCUCAUUCUGAAGUUUCAUGAUUCCAGGUACUGACACAUUUUUCCAAACUGCAUCAGUUUAAAAUUGUCAUGAUGAGGGAUCAAAUUUUGUUAGGAUCAGUACUGGCUACCCAGGGAGUACAAUCUGACAUAUAAGAACAAGCUCCAAAACUAUUAUUAAAUUCAAAGACAAACAGACAUAUACACAUUUAUUUCUACAAAAAGCAGAAUAAUCUCCCCUCUCACGCAACUUUUAAUAAUUGUUCUUUCUUAUCAGUCUUCAGCACUUUUGAUGCUAUUCAUUACAAUAGUAUGGAGUGUUGGUUACUAUACAAUGACUUUUUUUAUAUUUUCUGACAUGAAUAAAAUUGACCUAUAGACAUCUGCAAAAAUAGAGCCCAUUUAUUAUCUUCAGAUGGCCUGCAGUCAAUGCCUCAGGAUGCAGGUCCUAUUGUCUGAUGGAGUGACCUCACUGAAACCUAUCAUAUGCCAAAAGGCCUUGAUGGAGUGGACGUGGAGAGGAUGUUUCCUAUGGUGGGGAAGUCUAAGACCAGAGGAAUCAGCCUCAGAAUAGAGGGGCAUCCUUUUAGAAUGGCAUGAGGAGGAAUUUCUUUAGCCAGAGAAUGGUGAAUCUGUGGAAUGCAUUACCACAGGUGGCUAUGGAGGCCAAGUCAUUGGGUAUUUUUAGGCAGAGGUUAAUAGAUUCUUGAUUAGUCAGGGCAUGAAAGGAUAUAGGAAGAAGGCAGGAGAUUGAGGCUAAGAGGGAGAAUGGAUCAGCCAUAAUGAAAUGUCAAAACAGACUUGAUGGGCCAAAUAGUCUAAUUCUGCUCCUAUAUCUUAUGGUUUUACCAAUAUUUAAACUUGGCUGAAGCCAGAGUCCUACCAAAUUAAGAUAACUCAGAGAGGCUGCAAGCUAAAAUAAUGAGGCUUGGAGUGUUUGGGGGACACGGUUGCAAAGCAAGGGUUAUUUGAGGAGGAGGAUGGUGUUUGGCUUCAGGUAGGAGAAAUUUAGUAACCGAACACCAACAAGGUAAUGUGAAGGCAAAAGAACAUUGUUGUGAUUUGGAGUAAGAUUACACAGAUUUUAAAGGGAUGGAAAGUUUAUUGGCCACAGUGAUUAAAGAGGAUGAGUCCAAACAGAGAGAAUGGUAAAUUAUCCACAUUAGAGCCACUUAAUAUAAGAAGCAUUGAUUGGCGAAUCAGUUGAGUAAACGGUUAUAAAUGGGAUUUAAUUGAGAGCUAUAAUGGAGAUGAAUACAGUAAAGGGAACAAGAUUGAGAACUAAAUAUUCCCAAUAGGGCACCAUGUGAAAAGACAGGAAAUUGGAAAAAUGAUUUCAAUAAAUGAUGUAAGUGCAAUCGCAAGGAUGAGUUGACUAUGAAGUAGAAUCAAACCUGGAUGGAAGUUAUCAAUAAUGAGAGACAGCAGUAAGUGUAGUUACAUGUCUCAGAAAUGUAGCUGCACCUUUGGACAGAUAUAUUAAUCUAAAAUAGUGGUGUUCACUUACAUUCAAAACUUAUUAAAUAAUGAAGAAAUCUGUGCCCAUGUCAAAGAAAACAUUAUGGCCUCAGUAAUGUGUGCUACACUGAUAUUACACAAUAAAACCUACCACAAAACAGAAUCCAACAAAUUCCUCAUCAACUUCUUUGCAUCAAAACAUCCAAUAUCAACUUUGUGACUGUUGGAGCCAUGUAUCUGUUCUCUAUCUGUAUUGUAUUCUGUGUUGCAUGUUCAGCGUGGCAGUUAGUCACAUGAGUGGGGGUGUGGUAAAAGCAAAGAAUUUAGUUUUGUUUUCAUGCUUUGUCUUUAGUUUGCUUAGAGUUAGAGAUGGAGACAGCUGGGUAUGAUAUAUUUUGGUUGACCACUUAAUUUCACUUAAUUAUGCUUAACUUUGCCAAAAAUUUGUGUUUACCUACAUUGAAAGUUUAUGUACAUUUAAUACAUUAAGAUUGUUUAUUUUGUUAUAUCACUAGUUUUAGUUUCAUUAGUUUUAUUGCUUCAAGAUUGUUUGUUUUG
Molecule: messenger RNA, 7970 nt
Organism: Hypanus sabinus (Atlantic stingray)
Lineage: Eukaryota; Metazoa; Chordata; Chondrichthyes; Myliobatiformes; Dasyatidae
Product: lethal(3)malignant brain tumor-like protein 4
Exons: 23
Coding region: 43-2832 (929 amino acids)
Biological process (GO): regulation of DNA-templated transcription
Cellular component (GO): nucleus
Molecular function (GO): zinc ion binding; protein binding
Source: RefSeq, a predicted model, not a curated record